This is a messenger RNA of Didymodactylos carnosus, 2007 nucleotides long. Lineage: Eukaryota; Metazoa; Rotifera; Eurotatoria; Philodinida; Philodinidae. The record is from the annotation of a GenBank genome assembly.
UUAGGGCGUUUAAACGCGUUCGACUCAAACGCAGAUUUUUACAAAACGCGUUUAAACGUAGAUUUAAACGCCCAAAACAGCGUUCAAACGCGUUUUUUCUCAAAAUUUUCCAAAAACUAGCGUUCAAGCGCGUUUUUUCGAACGCAAACGAUUACAUGGGUAACGAUUGAAAAGAACAAAAGUUAUAACCAAAAUACUGAGAGGUCCAUUCUUUAUGCGGUACCCGGUACAUCUAAAUGACUUUAACUUGUGUUUUCAUCAAAUUUCCUCUCGGAGAAAAAUCUCUGUUCCAACCUGAUUGGCGAAUGAGAAACGUAACUCGAAGUCUCAGAUCCAUCUAAAUAGGAAAAGAAUCAAGCUGAGGCACAUUUAUAACUUGACUUUCCAACUUUUUCGGCGCAUUGUUUAAAAAGCGUUGCAAGAAUAAAAUGGUGAAUGAAAACAAUGCUGAACUGAGUUUUUCACGUUCUUCACACAGUGAAAGAAAGAAAGAGAACAGAAAGAUCCUUAUUUGUUGUGUGUCUAUUUUUUCUUCUCUCUCCAUGUCAAAUGGGUGGCAAUGUCUACACAUAAUAUAUGUUGUGUGAAGAAAGAUAUCUGCUUAUUUGCUAGAUUCCUAUUGUAUGUAAUGUUUCUUUUAGUAUGCGCACAAGGUAUAGUGUAUAGAAGAUGACAACAGACUAUAACGACCAUAAGUAUUUAAUUUCUUUCUCCUAUGUCUGUUUUUCAUUCUCUGUAUUUUAACAAUGAAUGCUGUUUUCUCUGUUCUAAUCAGUGCGAACGUAUGUUUAUCCAUUUUUUUUACUUUAAAAACAAAGAAAGAAAGUUUGUUUUUGUUUGUUUUUGGACUCUCCUUUGAUCUCUAUAUAACUUCUCUCAUAGCUGACUUUUUUUAAAUACUCUUUGCAAUACGAAAAAGUAAUAAAAUAUUAUAGAUAUUUAAAGAUGGAUAAGGCAUAAUGUCAUUUACUUAAGCAAAGGUGUUGCUACUUGACAGUAAAAGAAAAACCUAUAAAAAAUAAUAAUAUGUUUCUUUUAGUAUGCGCACUAGGUAUAGUAUAUAGAAGAUGACAAAAGACUAUAACGAUAACAGAAAGAGAAAAAUAUAGAACAAGGAUAGUGAAUCGUAACUGGUGAUACAGUCUAUAAUUAUCAGCGUGUAAUACAGAAUGAUAGUGGUCACUAGGAAAAAAAAUUGUUAUACCUCGCCUUAGGGUCCACCUGCAGUCAACCUGCAGGGCAGGGCAGUGCAGAAAUUUCCACCCUCAACCUCUGCCUGUACAGAACAAAAGAUUUUUUUGGUAACCUGCAAACUGCAACGAGGAUAAAUUUUAUUCUGCCCCUGCGCGCUAUCGCGCAGGGGUGAAAAAUUAUGCAGGUGAUCAGCUCUGAUAUAUACCUCCAUUUUUUGUUCAACAACAAGUACGAAAACAACUUGAAGAAAGUCAAAAACAGAAACGUGAAUGCCAACGAGCAGUUCAACAAACCCUCACACCUCGAGCAACCAAAUCGACCGAUGCAAUCACAACGGUCAACUCGAAACCGCAGUCUAAACCUUUGCCAUUACCAAAAACAACUGCUGACCUGAUGCCAGUUCCAACCGUAGCGGUAUUAUCAGACUCCACGGCGUCUCGAAUACGCCAAGACGAGCUACAAUCACCACAUGCUACAAUUAAAUUGUACUUGCAAUCGGGAGCGACCCUCGAUAAAUUAAUCGAAUAUGUGCAUUCAAACGAUGGUACACAGUUCCUAUCUGAUGUAAGACAACUCCAUCCGCUGUCAGGACCAAUCGAUUGUUAUGUUAAACAUAAGAGUGCUACCCCUCAGAGUUCAGACGAGGAGAAUCCUGAUGCUCGACGAGAUCCAAACGGGAGAGAUUUUAUGAACAAAGAUAUUCUCACACCGAUCAUGCAGAAAAAACAACAAGUUUUAGCCGCUCGUCCCGCAUUACUUACCAAAAAAGCAGACGAGCAGGAAAAUAGAGAGAAUGCCGAUUACGAUCAUUAA